AUGACAAGCAAUGUGGUUAUCAAGAAAGUUGAUCCAGAGGCAUUUACUAUUUCAUGUACUAUUGGGAUGCUUCAAUUUGCCAAAGCUUUCUGUGACUUGGGGGCAAGUAUUAACUUGGUGUCGUAUGCCAUUUUCAAACAACUUGGGCUGGGCAAACUUAAAUUUACAACAAUGCGUCUCCUCAUGGUUGAUCGAUCUAUUAAGCAUUACGUUGGCAUCCUUUAUGAUAUUUUGGUGAAAGUUGAUAGGUUCAUUUUUUUGGCCUACUUUGUUAUUUUGGAUUGUGAGAUUAACACUGAGGUACCUAUUAUAUUAAGUAGGCCGUUUUUGGCUACCGGAAGAGUCCUUCUGGAUGUUGAAAGUGGUGAAAUGAAAUUUCGAGUAAAUGAUGAGGAGGUUACUUUCAAUGUGUGUAAAUCGAUGAAGCAACCGAGUGACAUUCAUGUAGUUUCAACCAUUGAUGUGAUUGAUGAGGCAAUGACUAGUGAGGAAGUUCAAGGUUAUGAUGAAGUUGUGGAUGCUCUAUCGGGUUUGGGUUCUGACUCAAAGAACCCAUUGAAGCUCGACAUUGAUCUUAAAAAUUGA
Molecule: messenger RNA, 585 nt
Organism: Solanum stenotomum
Lineage: Eukaryota; Viridiplantae; Streptophyta; Magnoliopsida; Solanales; Solanaceae
Exons: 2
Coding region: 1-585 (194 amino acids)
Source: RefSeq, a predicted model, not a curated record